UGCGACAGCUCGUGCUUCGAAGGCCAAGACACUUGAGCAUUAGGAUAUCCCCACAGCCAACUACGACUGUUCCCGCGCGAUGGGUGCAUGCUGCGAGAACGUCGUUGGUUACAUGCCCAUUCCACUUGGUAUCGCUGGCCCUCUGAAGAUUUACGGCGAAAUGCACUAUUCCCAUGGCCACCGCUGAGAGCGCACCUGUUGUUUUUAUCUCUCGCGAAUACAAGGCGCUCAACUCUGGCGGUGCCACGACCGUUGUCACCUACGACGGCAUGAGUCUUGGACUUGCCGUCAACUUCCCGAGUAUCGUGCGGGCCGCCGCUGCUCGCGCAUGGAUCGAGAGCCCGAGGGCUACGGCAUUGUCAAGGAGGCCUUCGAGUCUACUUCCCGCUUCGACAAGCUCCAGAGCGUCAAGUGUGCCAUGGCCGACUGUACACUGUACGCUCGUUUCACGACCCGCACUGGCGCUGCGAUGGGCAUGAACACGAUCUUGAAGGCGACGGAGAAGGCGCUCGAAGUCUUGGACAGGGAGUUCCCAGAGAUGACCGUCCUCGCGCUUUCGGGCAAUUGCUGCACGAAUAAACAAGAAGCCCGCUGCAAUUAGCUGGAUCGAGGGCCGUGGCAAAUGUAUCGUCGCCGAAGCCAUCAUUCUCGGCAAGAUCUCCAAUACUGCCCUCAAGACGACCGUCGAGGCGCUGUGCAACCUGAACAUCAAGAAGAACGUCGUCGGCAGUGCGAUGGCUGGCUCGGUUAGAGGGUUCAAUGCCCAUGCGGUCAAUAUUCUGGCUGCUAUCUUGACUAUCAGUCAGAACUCUGCGCAGAACGUCGGGAGCUCCAGCUGCAUGAUGCUUGUGGAACCGUGAGUAGAGA
This is a messenger RNA of Phanerochaete carnosa HHB-10118-sp, 867 nucleotides long. RefSeq lists its product as uncharacterized. Lineage: Eukaryota; Fungi; Basidiomycota; Agaricomycetes; Polyporales; Phanerochaetaceae. Gene Ontology annotation, molecular function: hydroxymethylglutaryl-CoA reductase (NADPH) activity. The transcript has a single exon. The record is from RefSeq and is a predicted model, not a curated record. Gene Ontology annotation, biological process: coenzyme A metabolic process; isoprenoid biosynthetic process; ergosterol biosynthetic process. Gene Ontology annotation, cellular component: peroxisomal membrane; endoplasmic reticulum membrane. Bases 329 to 601 code for a protein of 90 amino acids.